AUGACAAUUCCUAUUUUACCAGCAGAACUCAUUGGUGAAAUUCUCUCGAGGGCUUCCGGUGAAAUCCCUCUUGAAUUCAGAAAUGGAAUUAUAAAGAAUGUCCUAUUAAAUCUUUAUUUUAUUGACUCUGUUACUGUGGCUGUUGAAUUGGAUUUUCCCAUUGAAAACGGCAUUCAUGGGCUCUAUGUUAAGGGUUUUUGCAAUGGAUUGGUUUAUCUUGCCGAUAAUUACUUAGAUUAUUCUCGUUUAUGGAACCCAACUACUAGAAAGCACAAGAAUUUGCCUUUUUUUAGACCUAGAGUGAGAAAUCCCGGGCCCAUACUUGGUUUUGGAUAUGAUGAGCUCCAUGAUGAUUAUAAGGUAGUGAUUAUUGAUUAUAAUUAUAGUAUUUUCAGUAGAGAUGACAUUGAGGUAAAAGUAUAUAGUCUAAAGAGUGUUUCUUGGACUAAUGUUGAUUAUUGUAUUUGUGAUGAGGACACAUUCCUUGUCAAAAAAAGUUCUGGUUAUUGCGGGGAGACAUUAAUUGAUAAUGGUUCUUUUGUGGAUGGGAAGCUUCAUUGGAGUACUUCUUCUUCUAUUCCUGGUCCUGAUCCUAAUGUGAAUAAAGGCAAGUACAUUAUUGCUUUUGAUUUAGCUAAUGAGAACUGGGAAAAGGUGGAGAAGCCCUCCUUUGGAGAAGGAGAGCGAUUACAAGACAACUCAUAUAGGUGCUUGGGUUAUGAAAGAGUAUGGGGUUAA
Messenger RNA from Solanum stenotomum, 738 nucleotides. RefSeq names its product F-box/kelch-repeat protein At3g23880-like. The transcript has 3 exons. Lineage: Eukaryota; Viridiplantae; Streptophyta; Magnoliopsida; Solanales; Solanaceae. Bases 1 to 738 code for a protein of 245 amino acids. The record is from RefSeq and is a predicted model, not a curated record.